AUGACCACUAUACAACCACCACGGAAGAAAGCUCGUCUCCAACGUGCCAAUACAGGCUGCAGGGACUGUCGUCAGCGUCGAGUCAAAUGCCCCGAGGGCAUGUUGGAUCCCCAUACGGGCAGGAAGGCUGCAUGUCGGAAAUGCUGGGAGAAUGAUCAGGAAUGCUAUUACCCUUCGACAGCUCACAAGCCGUCGAAACUACUCAAAGACGUAAUAUGGGUGGAAAGUGGACCGUUCGAACAUAUGACAACGACGAAGAAGACGCCUGAACAGGAUAACAUACUCUUCGUCACAUCCUCAUCGUCCGGUCAGUCGUCUUCCUCGCCCAUCUCCCCUACCAUUUCUACCCUACCGCAAUCACUGUUCGAUCUUCCUCCACCAUCUGCAAGCUUCGAGUUCAACGUUGAUCCCAAUACUCUACCUACCACUGGUCGCCCGAUCGCCUCCAAUUCACCUCCCAUCGAUAACAAUGCCCUAGAUUUGACGUUCUUCUUGAAUCCCCCUCCCCCAGCCCAUCACGAUCUGUUCCCUAUCGUAAACUCCUCGGCAUCCAUCACAGCACUUCAAGACGAUGCGCAAGCCGAAGCGUCCUCUUCAGAUACUACAAAUGACGCCUGGCUUGCCUUGUUGCGCGAGCCAUAUCCAUCCCGCUCUACACCUACGAGCGCCUUCGCACCAUAUCUUCAGCCGAAUCUUAUCAAAGCCCUAUUCCAACCAAGUCCUAAAGCACCUGUCACCUAUUUCACUCUCGCAUCGUUACCAUGUGGAUCUAUCGAUCGAACUGCAUUAUCCUACUUCGAGAGUCAGGGGUGCAACGAGAUCGUCGCUGCUCCGACCCCCAAAGCAAAUUGGAUCCAUUCGCUACUCUUCCCGCAGAUCUACCAUCUCCUAUCGACUGUUCCAUCAAGCAAGACACCUCAGGGGAUGGUCAGGGAUUUCGCAUACCAUGCGCUCAUGCAAUUGAGCUUUGUCCAUAGGGGCAACGUUGAGAAAGACGCCACGAGGGCAGUUUAUUGGAAAUCUGAAGCAUUGAAACACAGGAGAUUGGGUAGUUCGACUGUGCUGAAAGUUAAAGCGUUAUAUAAAGGUGCAGGAUGGAAGACAGAGGAGUAUUUAAUGGGCUUUUUCGUCCGUUGUAUGGCAGAUAUGCUAGAUUCUCGUGAUUUGGUCAUAGAUCAUACCACAGCCUGCGAGCUACCUGCAGACACCUGUUCGCCCAACUACCCCAGUCUACGCGAUAUGAUAGCGCUCUAUUCUACCAUUCAUGGGUCCUGUACACCACUUGAACUCGCCUCGGCACAGCCUCUGUCCGGUCCAACCAAACCUGUAUUCGAGUUGCCAUUGGAAGGACCAGAUUGGGUAGAAAGAUUUGUCGGCUACUCUCGCCAAUUCAUCAUCCUGCUCGGUAGAGUGAACGGAAUGGUCACUUAUCGCGAUCACUUGAUCCGUACUGGUCGAGAGAAUACAUUGGAUGGGAAGAUGUUAAGAGCGCAGUCGGAAGCGUUGAGCGCAGAACUGGCUGACCCAUAUGCAUGGUUGGAAUCAGGCAAAAGCUAUCGGGUGGAGAAAGGUGGAAUAGUCCUGCGACUAGCUCUUCAGCUAAUGGUAUUUAGCGAACUUCUCGAAAUUAGUCUUGAUGACUCGCGAUUCUCGCAUGUCCGUUCUGUAGCCCAAGAGCUUGUAGCUGAUACAGUAGGGCAUGAGUCAGCAGGAUACCAGUGGUGCUUGACAGUUAUUGCUGUCUAUACCAGUAAAAAGGACGAUCGGGAUAGGACGAGGGCGUUACUGGACGAUGUGAAUUCCAUGUCAUUUGGGAAGAGCUACAAUGGUACUUCGGAGAUCAUGGAGAUGUGCUGGGAGAUAUACGAUGCUCAAGGAUUUUAUACGAAUGGGAUAGCUCCGUGGCGAGAGGCGAUGACGGCUUUUGGAAGGACUGUAAUUGUAUAA
Molecule: messenger RNA, 1947 nt
Organism: Kwoniella botswanensis
Lineage: Eukaryota; Fungi; Basidiomycota; Tremellomycetes; Tremellales; Cryptococcaceae
Exons: 6
Coding region: 1-1947 (648 amino acids)
Biological process (GO): positive regulation of transcription by RNA polymerase II
Cellular component (GO): nucleus
Molecular function (GO): DNA-binding transcription factor activity, RNA polymerase II-specific; transcription cis-regulatory region binding; zinc ion binding
Source: RefSeq, a predicted model, not a curated record